Molecule: messenger RNA, 603 nt
Organism: Sclerotinia borealis F-4128
Lineage: Eukaryota; Fungi; Ascomycota; Leotiomycetes; Helotiales; Sclerotiniaceae
Source: the annotation of a GenBank genome assembly
AUGGCGCCCUCCCGCACCAGUACCGUCAAAAACAAACAUUCGUCGAAACAUGCCACCAACGGCUCUGGUAUCCGCAAUAGCAAAACCACUUCACGAUCUCAGAGCGACGGAGUAGUCAAACCAAAAGGCAAAAACGCAACACAUUCCAAGGGCGCGCCACCGAAGCCACAGAAACAAGGCAGUAAAUUGGCGACGUUGAAGAAGAAGAGGAGAGUUUAUACGGAGAAGGAGUUGGAUAUCCCGGCGCUGAAUAUGAUUACACCGGUGGGAGUGGAGAAGCCAAAGGGAAAGAAGAAGGGGAAGGUUUUCGUGGAUGAUAGGGAAUCCAUGAUGACCAUUCUCGCAAUGGUAAACGCGGAUAAGGACGGUCAGAUUGAGAGCAAAAUGAUGAGAGCCAGACAAAUGGAAGAGAUCCGAGAGGCGAGAAAGAUCGAGCAUGACAAGAAACAGCUGAUGAUGAAGGAUAAAUUAAGCGAUGUAAAGAAUGACUUAAGGAAAAAGAGGAAGAGAGGAGGAGAUGAUGAGGACGAGACUCCCAAGCAUGUCGCGGUGGCUGGAACGAAACCUUUGAAGCCUAAGAAGAAGACCGUUUCGUUUGCUUGA